UGAACAGUGCACAAACUAUUUAGACCCAAACUUACACAACUGCCAACGUGUCUAGUGAGAGGAGAGGAAAGAGAAUUUUAAUGGUGACAUCAUUUCUACUAGUGGACUCCGAAGACUCCAAACGUGUGUAGUGAGAGGAAAGGAAGGGACUUCUAACAUUAAUCUACAAGUACUGUAAGAUCUGAAAACACCGCAAAGAUCAACAUAACUUUUUUCUGAUGUCCCGCGGAGGGUGUACAGCAGAAUCCAGCAGCAUGCGAUACUGACAGAAUGACAGCUCCGUGGCUUGAAACUUCCCACUGGCUUGACUCCACCCUUCCACCAGUGACCCUUCCCCUUAGCAACCACACGGUGAAGACAUUGACUAGCAACCAGUCCUGUAGCGGUGAGGAUGAGGUCUUUAAAUACAGAGCCUACACCGUCACCUAUCUACUUGUGUUCCCUAUAGCAUUGCUUUUCAACAGCGGAGCGCUGUUCGUGUUCCUGCGACUGAAGUCCAAACGCUCUCCCUCUUCCAUUCUCAUGACCAACCUUGCCCUAUCAGACGCAUGCUUUUCCCUUACCCUGCCGUUUCGAUUGGCCUACUACUUCAGGGGCGCUCACUGGGACCUCCCUGAUUGGCUGUGCCGACUCUGUGUGUUCUGCUUCUACCUCAACCUCUACACCAGCAUUCUCUUCCUGACUGGACUGAGCGUGCUCCGUUGGUUGGCCGUGCUGAAGCCUCUUCAUCAUCGAGCAUUGGCCACGCCCCACCGAGCUUCAUUGGCCUGUUUGGGCAUCUGGUUGUUUGUGGGUGGAACUUCGGUACCCUUCCUAUUUUCGGGGACCAGGGUGAGGGCGGGACUAACACGCUGCUUCGAGCCCCGUAACUCCGCCUCCUGGAAGAGGAUCUUCAUUCUCAACUACGUGGGCGUGACAUUCGGCUUCCUGAUCCCAUUCGUCACCAUCCUUGGUUGCUACGGCAGCAUCAUCCGCCGACUGACAGCUACAUCCAUAAGCCAGAAGCUACAGACAGGAAGCCUGAAGAGUAGCCAUGGUAGACGUCAUCGUCAGUCUCUGUGUCUAGUCGCCAUGGUGAUCUGCACAUUUCUACUGUGCUUCCUGCCCUAUCACGUGGCUCGCUCGAUGCACCUGCACGCAGUGGUGGGCGGGUGGGACUGCGUUGUUACUGCAACACAGCAGCGGGUGUUGGUGGUGACGCUAUGUCUGGCGGCGGCCAACAGCGUGCUGAACCCUCUGUUGUAUUACUGUGCAGGGGAGUCCUUCAGAAUGACCAUACGCAAUGCCUCGUCACGACGACGGUCCCUCUCCUCCCUAACUCAGGGCAGCUUGCUGUACUCUCACAGGAAGAGGAGUAUUCCAACAAAACCCACAAUGCUAGACACACCCCUCGCUCAACCCCUAUCCCUUCCUGAGUCCAUACCAGACACACUCAGCCCUGUGAACAACAGUCCAUAAAGGAUUCAAAACCUCUCCAGAAUCAGAGACACUUUUCUGCAUGUGUAAAAUGGAGCCCUGAGGCCUGAACCAGAAACACACACACCCCCUCCAGUAAAAUCCACGAGAGGAAUGUCUUUGUUAUUAACAGGCUCUUCCUGACGAAAAUCUAACAGGGUCAAAAGUGGACACUGGAACAAUAAUUCUAACAUAAGAAUGUGGGGAAUGGUCAGUGGGGAGCUAAUGAAAACUAAUGUCAUAAUGGUUUUGAUUUUGUGAUGUCGUUAAAAAUCAUAUGGACGAAAUACUGUAAAAUACUGUAAAAUACUGGAAAGUAUAUCCCCUUUAUCUGUCAAGUUUCCAUCCAAUACGUUGUGCAUAUAAUAUGAAAAGAUUAAAGUAUUUUUUGUUAAGAUAGGGACAUGAUUUUAAGAGCCAUAAUAGAAAAUUGUUUUACAUAACUUUGUGCAUAGUAAGUAGCCACGCCCCAAGUGAGGUCAGAGAGCAUGUCCGACUGACAGAACUGUCCUCUUUGGCCAGAGGGCAUAAAAGGACUGCUAACAGAGAUUAACAUUAGACCAUGAAAGACAGGGAGUUGCAGCCCACAUCUAAAGUGGUAUAAAAGCUGAAUCUCAGAGACCAGGAAAUGUGAGGCGGGAGCUACAUGUUUGAAAUGGUUGCAACAUUGAACCUGAAUACGAGGUGAAGAAAUAAACUCACCUUCCUUUAGACCAGAGAGAAGGCGAACUGCAGGUCAUUUCCAUCGUGGUGCGAAUCCUGAAUAACAACAUGAGGGGGAAAACAAAAUCUCCUCUCAGACAAUCACUGAGACAGCUGAUUAGCUAUCUUGAGUAAAAUAUCUAGAAAAGCAAAGUGAGACUAUCCUACUACGCUCAUCACCAAUGGGAACUGUCGACAUGUCUGGCUAGCUAUCUUCCAGAGUGAACAACAGUAGAAGAGGGGGAAAGGGAAGAUCCCUUUCGGACAAUCAGAGCCAUACAGCUUGCCAAUGAAAAGCCAACAACCUUCCCAAGGAGGGAUGGUUCCGACCGAUAAAAGGCUCUCACAUGUAAAUACAUUCAUGAUUUCUUGUUCAAAAUGGGCAGCGGUUCGUGUGCCAACUAUAUGAUUACUGUGAGAAUAGUUCUGAAAUGUAUUGACGAUAUGUGUCUUUUUCUCUCCCUCUCUCUCCCUCUCCAUGUCGUUGUGUAAAAAGCCACCAUAUUGUAAAAGUCCGCUAGGGACCUUUGUCUCAUAUACAGUGCCUUGCGAAAGUAUUCGGCCCCCUUGAACUUUGCAAUCUUUUGCCACAUUUCAGGCUUCAAACAUAAAGAUAUGAAACUGUAUUUUUUUGUGAAGAAUCAUAUAGUCAAGGACCAUAUCACCUCCACCCUACCUGACACCCUAGACCCACUCCAAUUUGCUUACCGCCCAAAUAGGUCCACAGACGAUGCAAUCUCAACCACACUGCACACUGCCCUAACCCAUCUGGACAAGAGGAAUACCUAUGUGAGAAUGCUGUUCAUCGACUACAGCUCGGCAUUUAACACCAUAGUACCCUCCAAGCUCGUCAUCAAGCUCGAGACCCUAGGUCUCGACCCCGCCCUGUGCAACUGGGUACUGGACUUCCUGACGGGCC
Molecule: messenger RNA, 3076 nt
Organism: Oncorhynchus masou masou (cherry salmon)
Lineage: Eukaryota; Metazoa; Chordata; Actinopteri; Salmoniformes; Salmonidae
Product: cysteinyl leukotriene receptor 2-like
Exons: 3
Coding region: 271-1458 (395 amino acids)
Biological process (GO): G protein-coupled receptor signaling pathway
Cellular component (GO): plasma membrane
Molecular function (GO): G protein-coupled receptor activity
Source: RefSeq, a predicted model, not a curated record